GAGAGACACCCCUUCCAGAGUAAUAAUAUUAGGGUCGGCCUGUCUACUUUGCUAAACAUGUGACCACACCGCGCCGUGUCGAUGCUUACAGCGCCAGCGCCGCUUUACAGAAGCAGAACCCCCUACAGCAUCACAGCCGAGCGGUAGGUACAGUAAGCCAAGAUGGACCUGAAGGAUCAGGGCGCUCAGAUGGAGCCGCUGCUUCCCACGGUAAUAACACCUUCCAGAGGAAGAACUGUGAGAGGUGAUGAGGAGGCUGUGGUGGACAGAGGAGGCACUCGCUCUACGUUGAAGGCCAAUUUAGAACAAGAAGAGCUAGAGGGUCACAGAACAUUGUAUAUCGGGGUGCAUGUGCCUCUGGGACGCCGAAGCCACAGACGUCACCGCCAUCACGGCCACAGACACAGGAAGAGGAGCAGAGAAAGAGACUCAGGAGUGUGUGAUGGACGAGAGUCACCUACAUAUGACACACCAUCUCAGAGGGUCCAAUUUCUUCUGGGAACUGAGGAUGAUGACGAAGAGCAUAUUCCUCAUGACCUCUUUACCGAGCUGGAUGAAAUUUGCCUGCGUGAUGGAGAGGAUGCUGAGUGGAGGGAGACAGCUAGAUGGCUAAAGUUUGAGGAGGAUGUGGAGGAUGGAGGGGAGCGCUGGAGUAAGCCCUAUGUGGCCACACUCUCUCUGCACAGCUUAUUUGAGUUGCGUAGCUGCAUCAUCAAUGGCACAGUGCUGCUCGACAUGAAGGCCAACUCCCUAGAGGAAAUUGCAGACAUGGUGUUGGACCAGCAGGGAGCUUUGGGUGAACUUGAUGAGGAAGUAAGAAAAAAAGUCAGAGAGGCUCUGCUUAAGCAGCACCACCAUCAAAAUCACAAGAAGCUGGCCAACCGUAUUCCUAUAGUCCGAUCUUUUGCUGACAUCGGCAAGAAACAGUCCGAAUCUAACUCUAUGGAUAAGAAUGGUGGCUCAUCUUUCUGUUCAGCCCUUAAGUCUUCUCUUUGGGGUUCAUUUAACUGUGAUGGGAGGUGCAGGCAGGUGUUUUCCUGCUCCCCUCAAUGCCGCACUUCUAGUGUCUCCAUCUCGUCUCCACUCCUCAAAUCGUCCACCUCCACCUCCUCCAACCGAACCCACACACACAUCUCACAGCAAUCCUCAAAACAGGCACACACUGACCAGGACCCAGGCCAGACGAUCCUCCCACAGACCCAGUCUAGUGUACCCGACCUCAAGCCAGAGGUCACAAGAGACUGCAGUAGUGUGGAUUUCAGUAAGAUAGACCUGCACUUCAUGAAGAAGAUCCCUGCUGGGGCCGAGGCUUCUAAUAUUCUGGUUGGAGAGCUGGAGUUCUUGGAGAAACCUGUAGUGGCAUUUGUACGUCUCUCACCUGCAGUCCUUCUCAAUGGCCUAGCAGAAGUUCCCAUAACCACCAGGUUCCUCUUCAUUCUGCUCGGGCCUUUGGGUAAAGGAUCACAGUACCAUGAGAUUGGCAGGUCCAUCGCAACCCUGAUGACUGAUGAGGUCUUUCAUGAUGUUGCAUAUAAGGCUAAGGACCGCAAUGAUCUGGUGGCUGGAAUUGAUGAGUUCCUUGACCAAGUAACGGUCCUACCCCCGGGUGAAUGGGACCCAUCGAUCAGAAUCGAGCCACCGAAAAAUGUCCCUUCUCAGGAGAAGAGAAAAAUCCCUGCUGUCCCCAACGGAGAGCUGGCAGAGUCUGAGGAACAUGGGGGGCAUGGAGGCCCUGAGCUACAGCACACCGGGAGGCUGUUUGGUGGGUUUUUCCUGGACAUAAAGCGCAAGGCACCACAUUACCUAUCUGACUAUGUGGAUGCUGUCAGCCUGCAAUGUGUGGCUUCAUUCCUAUUCCUCUACUGUGCCUGCAUGUCACCUGUCAUCACCUUCGGAGGACUGCUAGGGGAGGCCACAGAAGGAAGGGUUAGUGCUAUCGAGUCUCUCUUUGGUGCAUCGAUGACUGGAAUUGCUUACUCCUUGUUUGCUGGCCAGCCUCUCACCAUCCUUGGCAGUACUGGUCCUGUGCUGGUUUUUGAGAAGAUUUUAUUUAAAUUCUGCAAGGAGUACGGGUUGUCCUAUCUGUCCCUCAGGGCAUGCAUUGGCCUUUGGACAGCUUUCCUCUGUCUGCUACUGGUGGCUACUGAUGCCAGCGCCCUCGUUUGUUACAUCACUCGGUUUACAGAAGAAGCCUUCGCCUCUCUCAUCUGCAUCAUUUUCAUCUAUGAGGCUCUGGAAAAGCUGAUCCACCUUGGCGAGACCUAUCCUUUUAAUAUGAACAACAACCUUGAAAAACUCACCACCUAUUCUUGUGCUUGUUUAGAGCCAGUGAACCCCAGCAAUGCCACUCUGCAGUAUUGGGAGCAAAACAACAUAACAGCAUCAGAAAUCUACUGGGAGGCUCUGGAAGUGCAGGACUGCAUAGAGAAGAAGGGGAUGUUUGUAGGCUCAGCCUGUGGUCCUCAUGGUCCCUAUGUCCCUGAUGUGCUCUUCUGGUGUGUUGUGCUUUUCUUCUCCACUGUGGCCAUGUCUGCUUUUCUUAAAGAAUUCAAGACCAGCCGAUACUUUCCCACCAGGGUCAGAUCAAUCAUCAGUGAUUUUGCUGUGUUUUUUACCAUUUUAACCAUGGUUCUGGUGGACUACGCUUUAGGUGUCCCUUCACCCAAACUGCAGGUCCCCAACAAGUUUAAGCCAACACGAGAUGACCGAGGUUGGUUUAUUAACCCACUGGGUCCGAACCCGUGGUGGACUUGUAUCAUAACAGUGAUCCCCGCUCUUCUUUGUACCAUCCUUAUCUUCAUGGACCAGCAGAUCACUGCGGUCAUCAUUAACAGGAAGGAACACAAACUUAAGAAAGGCUGUGGUUACCACCUGGAUCUGUUUGUGGUGGGUGUGAUGCUGGGUGUGUGUUCACUGAUGGGACUGCCCUGGUUUGUGGCAGCUACGGUGCUUUCUAUCUCACACGUGAACAGCCUGAAGCUGGAGUCUGAAAGCGCCGCCCCAGGAGAGCAGCCUAAGUUUCUUGGCAUCAGAGAACAGCGUUUAACAGGCCUUAUGAUUUUUCUCCUGAUGGGGUGCUCUGUCUUCAUGACUUCCAUGCUUAAGUUCAUCCCCAUGCCUGUCCUCUAUGGAGUGUUUCUUUACAUGGGAGCAUCAUCACUAAGAGGAAUACAGUUCUUUGACAGGUUGAGGCUAUUUGGGAUGCCAGCUAAGCACCAGCCAGACUUUAUCUACUUGAGGCACGUUCCUCUGCGGAAGGUUCACUUAUUCACCAUCAUCCAGCUCAGCUGCCUGGUGCUCCUUUGGGUCAUUAAGACGUCCCGAGCUGCCAUCGUCUUUCCUAUGAUGGUUCUUGCUUUGGUAUUUAUCCGGAAGCUGCUGGAUUUUAUCUUCACUAAAAGAGAGUUGAGCUGGCUGGAUGACCUCAUGCCAGAAAGUAAGAAAAAGAAAAUGGAGGAUGCAGAAAAAGAGGAGGAGCAAAGUAUUCUGGCAGAAGAAGAGGGAGUAGUACAAGUGCCGUUGGAAGGACAUUACAAGGAUGAUCCUUCAUCUGUGAACAUCACGGAUGAGAUGUCUAAAGCCUCAUUUGGAAACACUUGGAAGGCAGUCAGCUCUGAUGGCUCAAAAAAGUGAACCAGUCACAUAAAGUUUCUGAGGACUUCAGUUUACACACAACCUGCAGUGGCAGUGGAAAUCAAAGAGAUGAAAGAAAAGAGAACUGUCAACAUAAUGACAAGCCUUUGACCUGCGUCUCCUUCACUGUGGUCUCACACACAAACACACACUGAUAUCAUGUGCCACAUGUUUCUGCUCAUAUGUCUUGUCUUGUGUGCUCAUAUUUGUCCAAGUUUUUGCUCUUUUUUUUUUAGUGCUUUAUUAGAUUUUAUUUAUAAUUUAAAGAUGCUUUUGCGUGGUUAAUUGUCAAUUUCUUUAACUUUAUAUGUAUUUUCUGUUUAGCAAAAUAAAACGAUACCAGCAGGUGAAGGUGAGGAAUGGUGACUGUAAAAGUUAUAGAGUGUGUUGGAAAAGCUAGAAACUAUUCUAAAAACUAUUUUUGAUUUUAACUGGAUUUAUAUGUAUUUUCUAUGUUUUGUAUUUGUAAAUGUUACAGUCUUUUUCUUGUUAUUUAACAUAUAAUUAAAUCCAACUAAACAAAAAAAUAUUUAGAAGACUAAUGGUAGAUUUAACAUAUAAGUAUCAAUGUUAAGACUUGCAUUCUUUAUCAUUAUUAUUAUUAAUACUGGAUGUAUUUUUCUUUUUUUAGUUAGAAUAAAUGGCGAACUAUGGUACUGCUUAUUAUUUUGUUAACAGAGUAUUACCUCAGAAUAGAGGCUUAGGCUAUUACAAUUUAUUGCAUUGUAAUUAAAAAGAUUUUCUCAUUUUAAUUAUGUAUUUGCUAUAUUUUCAGAUGACUAUACUAUAUGUUAAAAUGUUUAUCUGAUGUCUGAUAAUUGAUCUAGAGAAUGAUUUUGUAGGCUGUGUGUUGAUUCUGUCAAUAUGCCAAAGUCCAAAUAGAUUUUUCUGAUAGCUUGGUCAUUGCACAUCUCUGAUUAAAUAAUACCACAUGGCAGUUUCUCAGUACCAGCAUGUUAUACACAGGAACCGUCUGAAGUGUUGUGGGAAACAUCAACAACACAGAAAUGACAUACCUUUUUUUGUAAAUGUUCUGAAGGGCAUUUCUCUACAGGUCAUAAUCCUCAGUUUAAGGUUUCUCAAAUAAUCUAUCAGGGGUAUAAUAUAACUUGAGACUAAAUGCAAUAUUAAUCUAGAAGGGCAAAAUGAAAGAUAUAUAAGUGGAUUUACUUUGUA
Messenger RNA from Clarias gariepinus (North African catfish), 4809 nucleotides. RefSeq names its product solute carrier family 4 member 10b (gene slc4a10b). Bases 163 to 3633 code for a protein of 1156 amino acids. Gene Ontology annotation, cellular component: plasma membrane; basolateral plasma membrane. The transcript is spliced from 28 exons. Gene Ontology annotation, biological process: transmembrane transport; monoatomic anion transport; bicarbonate transport. Gene Ontology annotation, molecular function: monoatomic anion transmembrane transporter activity; solute:inorganic anion antiporter activity; sodium:bicarbonate symporter activity. The record is from RefSeq and is a predicted model, not a curated record. NCBI's taxonomy places the organism in Eukaryota, Metazoa, Chordata, Actinopteri, Siluriformes, Clariidae.